UGUCAAAAAUGACUUGGUCACAAUAAUUAACUCAGUAAAUUAAUGUAUGAAAAAUUAGAUGUGUCGUAUCUUAGGUUUGUGUCUGUGUUGGAGUUAAAUUAGGUCGUGUUUGUUUGUGAAUAAUGGAAGCAACAAAUAGCCCUCCUGGACCCGAUCCAGUGUCCGAGACCGCCGACAUUGUGUCCGAUCGGCGUGACAUGAAAUUAAAAGAAGCCGAAAAAACGAUAGCCAACAAGGACGUGAUAAUACAGAUGUUGCAGGAACAAGUAAAGAAGUUAGAACAGUGCUACAAACAAAAUUUGAAAGAAACGGAAACUUUCCGGUACAGAUUCUAUCUAGCGUCAGAGCAAGUGACAAGACUGCGCAUGUCCCCACAGGCGAACGAAUCGUCGGAAAAGCCGGAAAAGUCGGACAAACCUGACAAAGACAUCAAAAGCGAUAUAGUCGUUUGGAAAAAUGAUUAUUUCAGAUGCGACCAACUAAUCUCGAAAGAGUGUCCAGCGAAAUGUAACAAAACCUUCCAACAGUUUAAGAACAUAGCAAGAAUCAUGAAAGCCCACUACGAGUUGUUGCAACUACUCAGCGAAAAACUUGUAGAAAAAGCUGGCGCAACCGAAAUGGACCCCGCUACUCUAGAAAAACUAAAAAACGAACACAACGACCAGAUAUCGAAGUUACAGGAAGAAAUAAAUUCGCUGAAGGAAGAGAACCUCAGGCUGCAGCUUCAGUUAGUCGUUCAAGUGACUCCUCCAAGGGAAGACGAGGCAUCGCUAUCAGUAAGAGACUCCCCAAGUGCGUUUCCAUCAGCCAGAGACAGCCUCCUCGGAGCGUAUAAAAGAACCACCCAAGAACUACAAAAGAAAAUGAGCAAAAUCAUCGAAAAAACUGGCUCUCUGGCGGAGGAGAUUCUUCAGGGUGAAGAGGACGAGGACGAAAACGAAGAAGAAGCGUUGCCUUAUAACAGUACAGGUUCGCUCAGAAGAGUUAGUUUUUCGAAGGAUAAACUGUCAAGAAUUUUAGAAAGUUCAUCUGUUGAGGAGAUAGUCAAGAGUCGUGAAGAGGCGCAUAAGAAAAGUUCCGUGAGAGUGUCCAGGGUUUACUUGACAGACUACGUCACUGCUAGUGUUGAAAAAGUCGAUAAAGCGUGUGACUGUAGGUGCAGAGAUGCGGAGGUACAAGUGACUGACAGUGCGAUUAAGACCGAACAACAAAUACCCGAGGAGCCAGAAGAAAAUCAGGUGGUUGAAAUAAAGGCAACCGACGACGAUAUAAAACCGAGUUUCGUUCUUGAAAGUCCGGUGGAGGACUCCAUAGUUGAAACAGAAUUGCCGCAGGACUCCAUAGCUGAAACAGAAUUGCCGCAGGACGUGACUAUCCAACCUCCAGACGUAGAACUGGAAAGCACCCGGUCUGUCGGGUUCGAAGCGUGCGCAGUUGGCAGUGACCCGAAACAGUCUCCAGAAGACAAAAAACCUUCUGGGGACGACAGUGACGAUGCGCUGGACAAAACAGACGAGUUUUUCCAACAAAUGCACAAAGAGCAAAGCGAUAAAAAUCUACACUCUCCGAGUAUGACCGUUCGGGUGGACAUUGACGAACUGAAAACCGACUUGAGCAAAAUGCAAGCAGUAGAACAAGGCGAGGAACAAACUGAGCCGUCUAUUGAUUUCUCAGAGAACGCACCGCCUGCCAACACCGACAUGAACGAAAUGAUCCUCAAGUUGAACGACAUCGGGGACAGAGUGGCUGAAUUGUUGGAAAAGCAGGACGACACGUGCAAAGAAAUCGAGUCUUUGAAGACCGAGCUGACGGUGACCCGCGAUUCCACUCGAGCUUGUACCGAGAACAUCUGCAAACUCACCGAGACCAUCGACGAACAAAAAGAAACCUUCUUGGACAAAUUCCAGGAACAUAAAGUGGUGACUGAUAAUUUGAUUCACGCGAACGAGGAGAUCCAGCAGGAGUUGGGUGACUUGAAGGAGAAGAUUGAGACGUUGUUUCGGAAUAUAGAAGAACUGAAUAAGAAGCCUUCGGAGACGAAGACCCCGUACAACAAUAAAAAUAGCGACGAGGUGAUAACGAUAGAUCGGUUUCAACUGGCUUUGGGUGAUAAUGUACCACCGGCAACAGAGACGAUGAAAAGCAUGGGUGUGCAUACGGUGAGUGAGGAGGCAGUGACGCUUGAGAAGCCGCAGCCGGUAGAAAGUGGGACUAAACCGGAGCCGGUAGAAAGUGGGACUAAACCAGAACCGGAGACACAAGAGGUACAAGAGAAGUCUGAGUGUCCGAUAAAGUGUAAAACAAAAGACCAGAGAUUGCAGUGUGUUAAUGCGUUACUUUCGUAUUACAAAAAGGUGCAGGAAAGUAUAGCGAAAAUGAAUUGUGACGUGGGUGAAUGUACGAAACAACAGUCUAGUGAGGUGCAAGGUUACAUAGACAAGGUAAAAGAGGAGAACGUGAAAGUCAAAGACACUAUUAGCUCAGUUCUUGAUAAUUUAGAAGGAAGACUGGGCGAUCUUAAAGAUGCCCAAAAACAGGAGAAUCCUGUGUGCUCGCACACCGUAGUCAAGCAGCAAAGUGACAGUCAGUGUGAGUUGGACGUGUGUACUUGUGACAGUAAUAUGUGUGACGAAGAGGGUGUUCAAUCAGACGUCGAAAUCGAGGACAUUUACAACGCAGUACGACGCACAUUUCCACCUUGCCAACAAUUCGCCCAAUCUAUGUCGUCUUGUCUAUGUACCAGAACUAAAACUAGCUCGUUAUGUGCUUGUCCUGGUGAAGGUAACUCAGAAGAGGAGCUCUACACCUGCCUUUUCUGUGCAUGUGGGGAGAGCGAAGGCUACGUUAAGCAAAGUCAAAGCGAACCCAGGCAGCCCCACAACUUACGGAGCGCUGAUAAAACUGACAACACUGGAGUCACGAGGUCCUGCGGCCUGGGCGAAUGUCUCGUUCCCGUGGACUCGAAACAGCUAUGUGAAAAAGAGUCGCUCAUUUUGAAUUUACAAACGUACGUGCGUUACUUGCACGAACAGCUAGAUAUUAUUACAAGCAUCGAGAGCAAAAUUGAAGACAUGCGCGAGCGCGUUUCAACUCACUAACGCAAGUUUUAAAAAUCAA
Messenger RNA from Zophobas morio, 3117 nucleotides. RefSeq names its product thyroid receptor-interacting protein 11-like. Bases 123 to 3098 code for a protein of 991 amino acids. The record is from RefSeq and is a predicted model, not a curated record. The transcript has 3 exons. Lineage: Eukaryota; Metazoa; Arthropoda; Insecta; Coleoptera; Tenebrionidae.